GUUGAUCGCCACCACCCCAUCAUCAACAACCCACCGCGGGCGGCCAUGUCGAACGAUGUCAACGUCAAGGUGGCCGUGCGGUGUCGUCCGAUGAGCUCCAAGGAGGCGCAGAUGGGCUCGCGGUCUAUCGUCAAAGUCGCCGAUCAGUGCAUCGCGAUCGAGAACCCGAACGACCCGUCGGACGACAAGAAGUUUACGUUUGACUACGCGUACUUUACCGACUCGGUGCAGUCGCAGGUGUAUGUCGACGUAGCGCAGCCGCUGGUGGACCAGGCGUUCCAGGGGUACAACGGCACCAUCUUUGCGUACGGGCAGACCGGGUCGGGGAAGACACACACGAUGAUGGGGACAGGCGACGACCACGGAAUCAUCCCCAAGAUGAACGAAGACUUGUUCCGUCGCGUCGAAGCGCAGUCCAGCGACACGACCAAGUUCCUCAUUACAGUGUCAUUUCUCGAGAUUUACAACGAAGUGAUCAAGGAUCUAUUGAACCCGUCCGACAAGGUGCUCAAGAUUCGCGAGCACCCUGACAUGGGCAUCUACGUCGAGCAUUUGGCCGAGUUGGUUGUGCGGGACCCUGCCGACGUGACGCGGCUGCUGGACGAAGGCAACAAGGUGCGCCAAGUCGCCGCGACGCAAAUGAACGAGCGGAGCUCCCGAUCCCACAGCUGCUUUACCAUCAAGAUUGCAUCCAAAAGAGUCGAAACGCUCCAAGCCAUGACACGGCAAACCAUGAUGAACGCUAAGAUCAACCUUGUGGACUUGGCCGGGUCGGAGCGCGCCGCCAAGACGGGCGCCACGGGCGACAGACUCAAAGAAGGCGCGGCCAUCAAUAAGAGCCUCAGCGCGCUCGGAAAUGUUAUCAAUAUGCUCGCGGAUCGAUCUAAAAAAGGCCAUGUCCCGUACCGAGACUCGAAACUCACGCGGUUGCUGCAAGAAUCGCUGGGCGGGAAUUCGCUCACGGUCAUGAUCGCCGCUGUGAGUCCGGCCGACUACAACUUUGACGAGUCCCUGGGGACGUUGCAGUAUGCAAACCGCGCCAAGUCCAUCAAGAAUGCCACAAGGAAGAACGAGGACGUGAAUGAGAAGAUGAUUCGCGAAUUGCGCGAGGAAAUCGAACGGCUGCGUCAGAUGGUCCAAGGCGGGACUCUGCACCAGGCACAUUCGCAGCCGAACCCCGAAGCACUCAGAGAUAUGGACGAAAUGAUUGCCAACUUGGAGCGCGCCAAGCAGCAGUCGUGGGAGGAAAAGGAGCGGCUGGCCCGGUUAUAUGAAGACGAGCGGCAAAAGAGUUUGGCGAAUGACAAAAAUAUCUUGGCGUUUAUGCAGACGGUCAAGGAAGAGAAAAUCGACGGCAUCAAGCGGGUCAAAGCGCUGCAUCAGGACAAGGCGAAAUUGGCCAAAGCCUUUCGAGAGCGAAAGGAUAAGUACGGGCAGAUUAAACUCAAGCUCCAGCACGACAUCCAAGCGUACCAAGAUGCUCUCAAAGCCAACGCCGCCGACGCGGUGGUCCAGCCCGUGCUCCGAAGCAUCGAAGAUACCAAACAGCUGCUGAUUUAUGAGCGAGAUGGCCUCGGCGUGCUGAAAGAACGGCAAAAAGACAUUGAAGUCCGCAUCCUAGAGGAAGAGGCAGAUAUUGCGACCAAGAGCGCAGUGCUCCAAGAGAACGAAAAGCUGCGCCAGGCAAUUCAAGAAGACGAACGCGCCAAGAUGCAGCAGGAGAAAGAAAUGUUCCUCGAACAAGCCCUCGCGGACGAGCGGCGGCGACUCCACGCCCAAGCUGAAGACGAGCGGGUCAAGCUGGACCAGAUUCUAUCCGAGAGCGUGGACAAAGAGAAGCGACUAGCCGAGGAAGUGAUCAAACAGCGCAACAAGUCGGUGGCCAUGAGCGAAGAAAUGCAUCGACUCAAGCACAAGUACGCGGACGAUCAGACGAAAACCAAGCUACAACUGCAGGACAUGCUCCAUGGUCUGCAAACCCAAUGGCUGUAUGAAAAGAACCACUUGGACGAAAAGUUUGUCGAGGCCAUGCGACUGCUCACGAAAGCACAUGCGGAUAUUGUGUACCUAACAAAAAAGAACGACGCGCUGGAAAGGCAACUGUACGACCUACACGAACAGCAGCAUCGUGUGAAGAAUGGACAACACUAGGGAUACAUAUGUACCUGCCUGUAUCGCAGAUAUUCAACCGUGGACGUUGUUAGAACUAAAAAUAACAACGAAACCUAACG
Molecule: messenger RNA, 2231 nt
Organism: Aphanomyces astaci
Lineage: Eukaryota; Oomycota; Saprolegniomycetes; Saprolegniales; Verrucalvaceae
Exons: 12
Coding region: 46-2151 (701 amino acids)
Biological process (GO): microtubule-based movement
Molecular function (GO): microtubule motor activity; microtubule binding; ATP binding
Source: RefSeq, a predicted model, not a curated record